This is a messenger RNA of Pseudophryne corroboree (corroboree frog), 1816 nucleotides long. RefSeq names its product Rho GTPase activating protein 15 (gene ARHGAP15). NCBI's taxonomy places the organism in Eukaryota, Metazoa, Chordata, Amphibia, Anura, Myobatrachidae. Gene Ontology annotation, cellular component: cytoplasm. The record is from RefSeq and is a predicted model, not a curated record. Gene Ontology annotation, molecular function: protein binding; phospholipid binding. Gene Ontology annotation, biological process: regulation of GTPase activity; signal transduction. The transcript has 14 exons. The coding region runs from base 249 to 1577 and encodes 442 amino acids.
GUAGACUAUCUUGGAAUUUUUCCAAAGGCGUAAAAGUUUCCAUUCUGGAGCCACCGAGUCCUACAGGCCCCCCAGUCCAGGUCCUGGACCAGUGGGAAGUACAUGAUGAUAUUUCUGGGAGAAAAUACUACGUCCACACCAUUAGUAAGGAGAGAUCCUGGAAACCACCCAGAUCAAUCCCAGGAAAGAAUGAUACAAAGGAACCCUGUGAAGCCCUGAAAGACAAGCUGCCAGCUGGUACUGUUCAGAUGAGGAUCAAGAAUGCAAAUUCACAACUUGAUAGACUGAGCCAGACCAAAUCUAUGGUCCUCAUUGAUCCCGGAGAGGCCAACAAACAGAUUUCUCGCCAUCGAAGGAAUCACUCUCAACACUAUGUGACUGACAACACGAUUCUGAAAGACAUUCUAGUAACCCAAAAUAAAGAAGGAAUUUUAAAUAAAGCCAAGAUAACAGACAAAGGGAAGAAAUUACGAAAAAAUUGGAGUACAUCGUACGUUGUGCUUUCUGAUCGGAAGCUGGACUUCUACAAGGAUGCCAAGGAGCUGACACCAAAUGUGAAAUCAGGUUCCAAAUCAGACUCUAUAGACUUAUAUGGAGCAGAAAUUGAGUGGACGACUGAGAAAUCCAGCCGGAAAAAUGUGUUCCAGAUCACAACAGUAUCGGGAAAUGAGAUCCUUCUUCAGUCUGACACAGAUAUUACUAUACAGGAAUGGUUCCAAGCAAUCCGAAACACAAUUGACAGCUUGGGAAAAGGCCAGUUAUUUCCUCCCCUGAGUAUUAACGUCUGGAAAUCUUCCAGUGCUGAGAUGUUGCACCAUGGAGCUGAGCUUAAAGGAAAAAAAAAUGAACAAAGAAAGUCUCUGGUAUUUAAAUUAAACUACAGUGCUUCAGACACGUCUGACAGAAACCGUGUUAAAACCAGAUUAAAGAAGUUUAUAUCCCGUCGACCAUCGCUGAAAACUCUACAAGAGAAAGGACUUAUUAAAGAUCAAGUCUUCGGCUGUAGUCUGGAGACUCUCUGCAGACGUGAGAACACCACAGUUCCGCACUUUGUUACAACGUUUGUUGAAGCUGUGGAGAAAAGAGGCUUAGAUGCCGGCGGCUUGUACAGAGUCAGCGGGAACCUGUCUACGAUACAAAAGUUGCGAUUUGUUGUAAACCAGGAAGAGAAGCUGAAUUUGGACGACAGCCAGUGGGAGGACAUACAUGUUGUCACCGGAGCACUCAAGAUGUUUUUCCGAGAGCUGCCGGAGCCGCUGUUCCCGCAUAGCUUCUUUGAGCAGUUUGUGGAAGCAAUAAAAAUCCAGGACAGUAAACUGCAGGUGAAAGCAAUGAGGGACCUCGUGAAGCAGCUGCCACCAUAUAACCAUGACACAAUGAAAGUUCUUUUUAAACAUCUGAGAAAGAUUGUGGUCAAUGCAUCUACAAAUCUAAUGUCAACGCAGAGUUUGGGGAUUGUUUUCGGACCGACCCUUUUGAGACCAGAUAAUGACCCAAGGAACAUGGCAGUCUACAUGGUUUAUCAAAACCAAAUUGUUGAUCUUAUGCUAAUGGAAUUUGAUGCAAUAUUUUGCUGAAAUUGUUUAUCAGAUGGUUCAUUUUUUAUCAUUCGCAAAACUUGGAAACCACUUUCAUUUUUCACUUUAUUAUUCACAUGUUUAUCAGUAUUUUUUUAUAUUUUGUUUUCAUUUUUUCUGUCAAAUUUACAUAGUCCAGCAAAGUAUGACCAAAAGUAAAGUGUGAUAUAUCACUGUAUGUAGUUGAAACUAUAUAAUUCGUAUAUUAAUUUUUAAUAAAUACAAAUAAGGAACCGUCA